UAUACAAGACUAUAACUCCAAUUUAUGAAAAAUUAACCAGUGAUCACCUACUCACUCGUUGCAUAGGCGGCUUGACUCAAAAUAGUAAUGAGAGUUUUAACGCUACAGUAUGGUCGAUGGCCCCGAAAGUGACAUCCGGUGGCAAAAAUGUACUUGACACAUCUGUAUAUAUUGCUGCAGGUACUUAUAAUGAUGGCCUUACAAGUGCCAUGAGAGUCAUGCAGAACAUAGGCAUCAAAAUUCGGCCGAACUGCUACAAUUACUGUCAAGAGACUGAUCAAAACCGCAUCAAAUUAUCCGAUCGUUCGCUCUCAGAUGCUGCAAGAAGGUCUCGAAUCGAACAGAAGGCAUCCAGAAAGGAAGAAGAUGAGUUACACGUUUCCAUGGAAAGUGAAAUGUACGGCGCAGGCAUCGCAGACUGA
Molecule: messenger RNA, 422 nt
Organism: Dinoponera quadriceps
Lineage: Eukaryota; Metazoa; Arthropoda; Insecta; Hymenoptera; Formicidae
Exons: 1
Source: RefSeq, a predicted model, not a curated record